Molecule: messenger RNA, 1923 nt
Organism: Camellia sinensis
Lineage: Eukaryota; Viridiplantae; Streptophyta; Magnoliopsida; Ericales; Theaceae
Product: serine/threonine-protein kinase BRI1-like 1
Molecular function (GO): protein binding
Source: RefSeq, a predicted model, not a curated record
GAUAAUGUAUCUGCUCUUCAAUUCAUUCUCUUCUCACUAAAACACAUCCUAAAUAUCCCUCUAAUUUCUUCGGGAAACCGUCCGAUAUGUCGGAGGCCGACAUUCCGCCACUAACCCUUCACUUCCUCGCUGUACUCUCUCUUCUCUGCUUCUUCUCGGGCGCCAACUCCGACGACCUCCAAAUCCUUCUAAACAUCAAAACCAGCCUCCAAAACUCCAACACCAACAUAUUUAAUUCCUGGGAAACCCACAAUUCUAUAUGCAAUUUCACUGGAAUUUCAUGUUACUCAGAUGGCUCAGUCAAAGCUAUAGAACUAUCAAAUCAACAGCUCUCCGGCACUCUUUCAUUUGAUUCGAUUUGCCAACUGAAAUCGCUCCAAAAGCUCUCUGUGGGCCAAAACUCACUCCACGGACCAGUCACAGACGACUUGAGGAAGUGCGUAAGGUUACAGUAUUUGGACCUCGGCAACAACUUCUUCUCCGGCGAAGUACCGGACUUAUCGCCCCUGAAUAGAUUAGUGUCUCUGUAUUUGAAUAACAGCGGGUUUUCGGGUACUUUUCCAUGGAAUUCACUUUCUAACAUGACGGGUCUUGUUGAUUUGAGCCUCGGAGACAACCAGUUUGAUUCUUCUAUUCUGUUUCCAGCUGUGGUGGUGGAACUUACUCGACUGAAAUGGCUUUACCUAUCGAACUGUACUAUUGAAGGUCGAAUUCCACCGGGAAUUGGGAAUCUCACGGAGCUAUUAAACUUGGAGCUCUCCUACAAUAAUAUGUCAGGCAAAAUUCCGCCGGAGAUUUCGAAGCUUGGGAAGCUAUGGCAUCUAGAACUCUACAACAACGACUUGAUCGGAAAAUUCCCAGCUGGGUUCGGCAAUCUAACGAGUCUUGAGAGCUUUGACGCCUCCACGAAUCGUCUUGAGGGUAAUCUUUCGGAGCUCAGGUCAUUGACUAAUCUAGCGUCUCUGCAACUAUUCAAAAACGGGUUUUCCGGCGAAGUUCCGGCGGAGUUUGGUGAGCUCAAGAAGCUAGUGGUUUUAUCGCUUUACACGAAUCAACUCACUGGUUCUCUUCCUCAGAUGCUUGGUUCCUGGGCUGAUUUUGAUUACAUUGAUGUUACGGAGAAUUUUCUGACGGGUCCGAUUCCGCCGGACAUGUGCAAGCAAGGAAAGAUGAAGGAGCUAUUGAUUCUUCAGAACAAUUUUUCCGGCGAAAUUCCGGCGACUUACGUGAACUGUUCGUCGAUGACUCGCUUUCGGGUGAGCAACAAUUCGCUUUCCGGCGUAGUUCCGAGUGGAAUUUGGGGACUACCCAAUGUCGGAUUAAUCGAUAUCGCCUUGAAUCAAUUUCAAGGUCCGAUUACAUCUGAUAUCCAAAAUGCCAAAUCAUUAGUUCAACUAUUGCUCUCUGACAAUCAAUUAUCCGGCGAAUUACCGCCGGAGAUUUCGAAAGCUACAUCAUUGAUCAAGAUUGAUCUGAGUUACAAUCAAUUUUCCGGCUACAUUCCGGCGACAAUCGACGAGCUCAAACAACUAGGGUGGCUUGCGUUGCAGAACAACAACUUUUCCGGCAACAUUCCGGCGACAAUCGGCGAGCUCAAACAACUAGAGCGGCUUGCGUUACAGAACAACAACUUUUCCGGCGACAUUCUGGCGACAAUCGGCCAACUCAAACAACUACGGCGGCUUGCGUUACAGAACAACAACUUUUCAGGAACAAUAGAGUGAUUAUUUGACAGUCUUUGAGUAUUCUUCCAUACCAUUUAUCACUUAAUAUUUGUAAGUUCUUCCUCAAAAAUCCAAUCCAAAGUACUGGUUAUACUAUUUUAGAACCAUUUUAAUCAAUAAAUUUUAAGUUGAACAGCAUGUGUAUUUAUCCUAGAAACAAAAAAUAAUUUCUCGACACAAUAUGUUAGGUUUCGACUCA